Messenger RNA from Paramecium tetraurelia, 315 nucleotides. RefSeq lists its product as uncharacterized. The transcript has a single exon. NCBI's taxonomy places the organism in Eukaryota, Ciliophora, Oligohymenophorea, Peniculida, Parameciidae. The record is from RefSeq and is a predicted model, not a curated record.
AUGAAUUAAUAAAGUGUGUUCAAUUCAAAAUUGCAAUAAGCCCUGGAUUGCCUCAUUGACGAUUCUCUCAAGCCAUUUGAUCCUUAUAGAUUUGUAACCAUCAUGGAAACAAAAUAAAUUUAACAAGGGAGUGCUGAAUAACCAAAUAAAGUUAAUAAGGAGAUUCCGCACGAAUUGAAAAGUUAGAAAACUCGUGAAACGCUGUACUUGUUAUAAAGUAAAAUUAAACAAGAAUUGCAUGUAAAGAUUUGCUAAAUGAUUUUAGGAAAGAUUUUCAAACAUAACUGCGAAAACAAAUAUUCCGACAGUGCUUGA